This is a messenger RNA of Elephantulus edwardii (Cape elephant shrew), 1695 nucleotides long. RefSeq names its product anaphase promoting complex subunit 7 (gene ANAPC7). Gene Ontology annotation, biological process: cell division. The record is from RefSeq and is a predicted model, not a curated record. Gene Ontology annotation, molecular function: protein binding. The transcript is spliced from 12 exons. Lineage: Eukaryota; Metazoa; Chordata; Mammalia; Macroscelidea; Macroscelididae. The coding region runs from base 1 to 1695 and encodes 564 amino acids.
AUGAACGUCGUGGACCACGUGCGGGACAUGGCGGCCGCGGGGCUGCACUCCAACGUGCGGCUCCUCAGCAGCUUGUUACUGACGAUGAGUAACAACAACCCGGAGCUCUUCUCCCCAUCUCAGAAGUACCAGCUUUUGGUGUAUCACGCAGACUCUCUCUUCCACGAUAAGGAAUAUCGGAAUGCCGUGAGUAAGUACAGCAUGGCUCUACAACAGAAGAAGGCGCUGAGUAAGACCUCCAAGGUGAGGCCUUCCACGGGGAGUUCAGCCUCUACGCCUCAGAGUCAGUGUCUUCCGUCUGAGAUUGAAGUGAAGUACCGAAUGGCUGAAUGCUACACAAUGUUGAAACAGGACAAAGAUGCUAUUGCUGUCCUUGAUGGAAUCCCCUCAAGACAAAGAACUCCCAAAAUAAACAUGAUGCUGGCAAACCUGUACAGGAAGGCUGGCCAGGAGCGCCCGUCCGUCACCAGCUACAAGGAAGUCCUGCGCCAGUGCCCACUUGCGCUGGACGCCAUCCUUGGCUUGCUGUCCCUUUCUGUAAAAGGUGCCGAGGUGGCAUCGAUGACAAUGAACGUGAUCCAGACUGUGCCUAACCUGGACUGGCUCUCGGUGUGGAUCAAAGCCUACGCCUUCGUACACACUGGGGACAACUCCAGAGCCAUCAACACCAUCUGUUCCCUGGAGAAAAAGUCCUUGCUACGUGACAACGUGGAGCUGCUGGGGAGCUUAGCCGACCUGUACUUCCGAGCUGGGGACAACAAGAACUCUGUUCUCAAGUUUGAGCAGGCCCAGAUGCUGGACCCCUACCUGAUCAAAGGAAUGGACGUGUACGGCUACCUCCUGGCUCGAGAGGGACGGCUGGAGGACGUGGAGAACCUCGGCUGCCGGCUCUUCAACAUCUCCGAUCAGCAUGCAGAACCCUGGGUGGUCUCUGGUUGUCACAGCUUCUACAGCAAACGCUACUCCCGGGCCCUCUAUUUAGGGGCCAAAGCCAUUCAGCUCAACAGCAAUAGUGUGCAGGCUCUGCUGCUCAAAGGUGCUGCGCUCCGGAACAUGGGCAGAGUCCAGGAGGCAGUAAUCCACUUCCGGGAGGCCAUCCGGCUCGCCCCUUGCCGCUUAGAUUGCUAUGAAGGUCUCAUCGAGUGCUACUUAGCCUCCAACAGCAUUCGGGAAGCGAUGGUCAUGGCUAACAAUGUUUACAAGACCCUGGGCGCCAACGCACAGACCCUCACCCUUUUAGCCACGGUCUGUCUCGAGGACCCAGUCACUCAGGAGAAAGCCAAAAGCCUGUUAGACAAAGCGCUCAGCCAGCGGCCCGACUACAUCAAAGCGGUGGUGAAGAAGGCGGAGCUGCUCAGCAGAGAGCAGAAGUACGAAGAUGGGAUAGCCCUGCUGAGGAACGCCCUGGCUAACCAGAGCGACUGCGUGCUGCAUCGCAUCCUAGGCGACUUCCUGGUCGCCGUCAAUGAGUACCAGGAGGCCAUGGACCAGUAUAGUAUAGCGCUCAGUUUGGACCCCAAUGACCAGAAGUCUCUAGAGGGGAUGCAGAAGAUGGAGAAGGAGGAGAGCCCGGCGGACGCAGCUCAGGAGGAGGACGUGGACGACAUGGAGGGGAGUGGGGAAGAGGGGGACCUGGAGGGCAGCGACAGUGAGGCCCAGUGGGCCGACCAGGAGCAGUGGUUCGGCAUGCAGUGA